This is a messenger RNA of Arvicanthis niloticus (Nile rat), 4862 nucleotides long. RefSeq names its product BAG cochaperone 4 (gene Bag4). The record is from RefSeq and is a predicted model, not a curated record. NCBI's taxonomy places the organism in Eukaryota, Metazoa, Chordata, Mammalia, Rodentia, Muridae. Gene Ontology annotation, biological process: protein stabilization. Gene Ontology annotation, cellular component: cytosol; cytoplasm; membrane. Gene Ontology annotation, molecular function: protein-folding chaperone binding; adenyl-nucleotide exchange factor activity.
GGACGGUCGUGGGGGGCGGGAAGCGCUUCGCGGCAGCGGAGCCCAUGUCGGCCCUGAGGCGCUCGGGCUACGGCCCCAGUGACGGCCCUUCGUACGGCCGCUACUAUGGGCCCGGGGGAGGCGAUGUCCCGGUGCACGUACCUCCGCCCUUAUACCCUCCUCUUCGCCCGGAGCCUCCCCAGCCUCCGGUUUCCUGGCGAGGGCGCGGGGGCGCCCCGGCCGAGACCACCUGGCCGGGAGAAGGCGCAGGUGGUGAUGGCUACUACCCUUCUGGAGGCGCCUGGGCAGAACCGAGCAGAGCCGGCGGAGGCCACCAGGAACAGCCACCAUAUCCUGGCUAUAACUCUAACUACUGGAAUUCUGUACGACCUAGGGCUCCGUACCCAAGCACAUACCCUGUGAGGCCAGAGUUACAAGGCCAGAGUCUGAAUUCUUAUGCAAAUGGAGCCUAUGGUCCACCUUACCCUCCUGGCCCUGGAGCAAGUACUGCCUCUUACUCUGGGGCUUACUACGUACCUGGCUAUACUCAAAGCAAUUACUCCACAGAAGUUCCAAGCACCUACCGUUCACCCGGUAACAGCCCAACUCCAGUCUCUCGUUGGGUGUAUUCCCAGCAGGACUGUCCAACAGAAGCACCUCCUCUGAGGGGUCAGGUUCCAGCAUAUUCUGCUUCACAGAACCCUGGAAUGACCUUGCCCCAUUAUCCUUAUGGAGAUGGCAGCCGCACUGUGCCACCAUCAGGAGCGACCGGACGACCACAAGAGGAUGCAUGGGCUUCUAGUGCUUACGGGAUGGGAGCCCGUUACCCCUGGCCUUCAGCUGCCCCCUCAGCCCCCUCUGGGAACCUGUACAUGACAGAAAGUGCUUCACCAUGGUCCAGCAACAGUUCUCCUCAGCCGCCUCCUUCACCCCCAGCCCAGCAGCCUAAGGAUUCCUCGUACUCCUAUAACCAGUCGGGUCAAGGCAUGAACCGGCACAGCUUUCCUUGCAGCGUCCAUCAGUAUGAGCCUCCGGGAGCAGUGAACAGUGAUAAUUCAGACCUUUUGGAUUCUCAAGUCCAAUACAGUGCUGAGCCUCAGUUGUACGGUAAUGCCAGCAGUGAACAUCCCAGCAGCCAAGCUCCGAGAAAUAGUCUCCCAGAGGAGUGUUUCUCUUCAGAUGAAGGCACGCCUCCAAGUAUUAAAAAAAUCAUACACGUGCUGGAGAAGGUCCAGUUUCUUGAGCAAGAAGUGGAAGAGUUUGUAGGAAAAAAGACAGACAAAGCAUAUUGGCUUCUGGAAGAAAUGCUGACAAAGGAACUUUUAGAACUGGAUUCUGUUGAAACUGGGGGCCAGGACUCUGUCCGUCAGGCCAGGAAAGAAGCUGUUUGUAAGAUCCAGGCCAUACUGGAAAAAUUAGAAAAAAAAGGAUUAUGAAAUAAUUUGGAAUGCAGGGAAAGCCUGUUACCGAUUUAGCCAAAGAAGUCUUUGCUUUGGUUAGUUCCUGUCUCUUGAAAUGCCUGUGUAACAAGAAGCAACACAUUCCAACUUUCUUCUGAUCUAAAACUUGAAAGGAAAAAAAAUGCAAAGGCCGGCAGAGGAAUGGAAGAGCAGCAAUGACAAGAUUCUUUUCAGUUUUCAGAUGACUGAACAUAAUAGAAAACUGGAAUUAUCAGUAUUGCCAAGUAGACCUACUUCUUAAGAAACCCACGGUUGUCUGUAGGCUGCUGCUUACCAGAUCUCAGGAGAGAGAGAGACUUUAUGUAACAGGUUGUCAAAAGCCUAAUCUGAGACAAACAGGUUGUUUUGUAAGCAUCUGGACUAUCACAUUUUUGUGCGUUGUGACUGCAUAUACUUCAUGUGUAUAAUAUAGCUUAGACUCUUGGACCUCUGUUCUGUUUUCUUACCUGCAGGUCACAAAUGUAAUACUAUUCUACUUCUUCGUACAUUUUGUAGUAAUAUGUUUAAUAUAAUCAAAUAUUGGCAGCCAGAUAGAUGAGCAGUUCUGAAUGAAUUCAUAUCCUUUUACCACUUGACUAUUGCAGUGUGUAGUGGGCUCCUGAAGUCAUUGUCCCCCUUUCUGUGCAGCAUGUUCCGUUUCGUUCUUCCCACUUCUGCUUUUCAUGAUGGGGAAGGUGACAUUAACCUAAGAAUGACAGUGUUUGUGGGCAUUCUUUGCUUUCUUAUAUUUGGAUAAAGAUCCACGUUGAAAUUGCUUUUUUAAGAAAAAUAUCUUUUGGCUAUUGCGGCUUCUGUAGAGAGCCUUAUGAUAAAAACAUGGAAACUGAAGUGCCGCAGGUAGUAUAAAUAGUGACUGCAAAAAAGUAACUAUUUAAUAACACCAUUCUCCAUUCAGUAGAUCUGUGGGCCAGAUCUGAGCUCAGUUUAUAGCUGAUAGAAGGAAAAGAAGGAGAUUCACAUUCACGCUCAGGGAAUGAGUCAGCCAUAGCUGAAGUGGAAAAUUCAUUAUUUUCUUUUCAUUAAAAUUUGGUCUCUAUUUUGUAGGAUAAAUUGUAUAGAAUUGCCUGUUUCAUAAGAAAGGUGUUAUUUAUUAAUAACAGCCAAUUUAGAGCCAAGUUUAAGAAAGGGGCCGGUGCCGGGUUGUGGUGGUGCACGCCUUUAAUCCCAGCAGAGGCAGGCGGAUUUCUGAGUUCGAGGCCAGCCUGGUCUACAAAGUGAGUUCCAGGACAGCCAGGGUUACACGGAGAAACUUUGUCUCGAAAAACCAAAAAAAAAAAAAAAAAAGAAAGAAAGAAAGAAAGGGGCCGGUUACCUCUGGCCUUCAGCUUUCUUGGUUAACCGUGUAUGUUAUACAGAGACAGGUAAAUAUUUACCUUUUAAGCCUAAAGUGAGAUCUAGCAUAUAGUAUCCGCUUUUGCAACAAAGGCUGUUUCUUAGUAAAAUAUCAAAGUGAUACUUUUUUCUAGACUAACAGGCCUUCAUAUUAGUGAUACUAAGCCUAUUAUAGCCAUCCUUUCUCACAAGAAUCCAACAAAUGCCAACAUAUGAUGAGAAGAAAUGCAGUAAAAAUAUUGUCUAGGGGCUGGAGAUGUGGCUCAGCAGAGCGUCUGCCUAACAUAUAUGAAGCCCUGGGCUAAAUCCCCAGUAUUGUGUAAACCAGCUAUAGUGCUACAUACCUGUCUCAGCAUUUGAGAGAUGGACACGGGAAGACUGCGAGUUUAAGGUCAUCCUCAGCUACAUAAUAAAUUCAAGGUCAGCCUGAGCCAAAUAAGGUCCUGUCCCAAAAAGCAAACAGGAUAAGUAAUUCAAGAAGUGAUCAUUUUCCAGUAUAUAGUUUUUAAAAGAUUUUCUUUAGCUAGGAUUGGUGGUGUACACUUUUAAUUCAGGCAGAGGAGGCAGGUAGAUCUCUUGAGUUCAAGGCCAACCUGGUCUACAGAGCUCCUGAUUAGCCAAGGCCGCAUAAUGAGACACUAUCAAAUCCAUCUCAUCUAAUCUAUAUCUGUCUAAUCAAUUAUCUGUCUAUGGCGUAUGUAUAUGCUUGCACACAUGUGUGUGUUUUAUAUUUAUAAUUUUUAUUUUUGAGAUAGAAUUUCAUGCCAGGUUGGCCUUAAACUUUGCAUGUAGCCUAGGACAACCUAGAAGUUCUGGUCCUCCUGCCUCACUUUCUGUUACACAGGUAGGUGUGUGCCUGGUUUAUGUGGUGUCAGGCAAGCACUGUACUGAGGUAUAGCUGUAGCCCUGAUUCUCAUAUCUUGGUCAUAGUGCCAGGCUAGCCAGGAGUGAGAUCUAACUACCACUCCAAACAUUUUCUAUAAAAGUUGGACAAUUAAAAGUUUAAGAAGAGAAACCUUAAUGCCUAGCUGUGUUGGCAGUGAGACAGUGACAGAUUCAGAAGAAAACAUGUCUGCUUAACUUAUGCUGCUCAAGAUGCUGAUGUACAUCCUUCAUUUGUGCACAUGUACAUGUUACACAGAAAUGUACAUAUAUGUGUAUAUACCUUAAGUUAUUUUUUGAACUACUAACAUGAUUUUAAACUUACAGAAGAGUGGUAAAAAUAGCAUUCCUGUGUAUCCUCCAUUCACCUUCCCCUUGUUUUGGCAUCUUCUCUGAUGAAAACAUUUGUCAAAAUUAAGAGUUAAUAGUGCUAUUAAUAUUAGCUGAAGUAGCAAGCUAAAAGUAGAUACUUUUAUCUUUUUAGUAGCAUCCUCUUAAACUGUUCCAGAUCCUAUUUUGCAUUUGGUUGUCUGUCUCAGUAAGUCUUUCGCUCCGUGACGUUCUAUCAUAAGGAUAGCUGGUGUUGUCAUGUGUUCCUGGAGUGGUUCACAUUGAGCGCUCUGCUAAAGUGGUGUCUGCUAGGAUCCUCUGCUGUAAGCUUUACCCUGCUUUCCUUUGUAACUACUAAGUAUUUGCUAGAGACACUUUGAGACUAUGCAAAUGUCCUGUUUCUGCUUAGAGUUUGCCUCUUACUAUCUCCUGGCAGAUCUUGCUUGUGGCAUUUACUACUGUGGUGUUUAGAUGGUGAUUUUUCUAUUAUCAUUUCUUCUAUAUUUAAUAAUUGGAAUUCUUCUGGAAGGAACUGUGAUUUCUGGAUUUAUAUUUUUAAUUACAACAAGAUAUUCAGGAUAGGUAUAUACUCAGAAUUUAAAGAUGUAAAUUAUGUUAAUUGAUUCCAGUGGCCAGAAAAAAAAAAAAAAAAAAAAGGCAGCAUUUGUGACCUGUCUGUGAAAAUAUAAUGAAUUUAAGAAGGAAACUAGUAUUUAUGAUUUGUAAAAUUUGUUUGACUUUUGACUUGAACUUGAUUUGAAACUGAAACAAUUUUCUUUUGAAAUUCACAUCUAGACUUUUUAAAGGUGUCUAAAUUUAUAUUACUUUGGGGGUCAUUUUUGUGAAAAUCUUGAAUAAAGUUACCUAUACCUGGCAUGA